ACCUCAAAGUUUGUAGCUUGCUAGUUAGGUCAACAGAGGUUUUUCCCAUCGAUGUUGUCCUAGUUUUUUUUUUGCAACUAAGAGUCAAUACUGAGAGGAAGUACAUUCCGGAUUCAUUUAUUUGCUUGCUUUGAAGUAAACCAGCAGCGAAUGAAAAUAUGUUCAUUAUUGUUUCGUUUUUUUUUUUCAGUCUCCACAUUGUUAGCUAGCUAGUAGCUGACUACUCACUGAAUACGUUAGAUUUAGCCUACAGUAGUUAGAAGAUAGCUAGCUAGACAUCACUCCAGUUCCAGCUAUUGAUAUCCAAUAAUCCAGAUCUUAUGCAGAACGGUGACCAGCAGUACAGUAUGGAAGAUGAAACCUACACCGACAUCGACGGCAAGGCCAUCUCUCUGGAGUGUCAAAGGCACUCGGGUUUCUGCAGGGAGUUCACGGUUAGCUCGGCUAAAGUCUCCAUAGGCAGAGUGAUGGUGUACACUUGCGCUGUCUGGCUAACGGCCUACAUCAUAUUCUUCGUCACUGAGAACACAGCCGUUCUCUCCAGUGCCAUAAUCAUCACCCUGGUCGGUAUGAUGGUUCACAUCCACUUUGUGAAGGUGGACCAUGAGACGCUGCUCAUCAUUGGUUCCCUGGGUGUCCAGGUGUCCUCUAGCUACGCCUCCGGCAGGGAGUCAACAGACUUCAUAGAGAUGGGCAAGAUCAAAGACAUAGUAAUCAAUGAAGCUAUUCACAUGCAAAGAGUCAUCUACUACCUGUGCAUCCUCCUGAAGGAUCCCUCAGAGCCAGAUGCAGUGUCUAGCGUGGUCCCUCUGUUUCAGAGUUCAAAACCGAGGCUGAACUGCCUGGUCAAAGUGUACAAGAGCUGCCAGGAGAUUCUAGCUAAGUGCUGAUGGUGACGUCAUCCUGGUCCUUUUGUAAACCGUCUGGGUAAACCCCACUGACGUCAUGCUGGAAAAGCACUGUCGCUGACAUCACUGCACACCAAUGCUUCAAACCACUGACUUCACCGCAUACCAAGUCAUGUAACAUGUUUAGGAUAUUUAUCUGGUUAGGUUACGUUAUCAAUUCUCAAUGGAAAGAAAAACUGAUGAUACACCUGUCAUCAUGAAAUUGUUGUUUUGUCUUAAAUUUGUCUUUUUUAAUUAUUUUCAGGUCAUUUUUCCACACGCCAGUUUUCAGUAAUGGAAGAAAGACUCUAUUAGGUCAACCCACUAAAAUAUACUAUACUCUUAAGAUUCUCAGUAAGAGAGUAGUUUAUGAAUGUAAGUCCUUACUUAGUGUUACCUAAUGUUGUUAUUUACUUAUGUCUUAGUAUUUAAUACAUCUACUUGAACAGUGUUGUCUGUAGCUAUGACCCUACUUGAUAACUUUAAGGAUUUCCUGUUGGAACUAUGGAUUUAGAAAUAGCCUUAUUUUACUUAGAUGCUCAUUUUUAUAUUAUUGUAUAUUUACAAAUAUUGUAUUCCAUCUGAAGAGUUAAUAGUAUUUAUCAUGUAAUAAAUUACCAUUUCUAGCUGCUGUUCUUUCCGUCGCCAGUAGAGGGCAGGACCUACUGAGGGCCGGAUAGCCGGCAGUUCUGCAAUAAUAAAAUCAUAUUUUAAACUUAA
Molecule: messenger RNA, 1607 nt
Organism: Coregonus clupeaformis (lake whitefish)
Lineage: Eukaryota; Metazoa; Chordata; Actinopteri; Salmoniformes; Salmonidae
Product: phosphatidylinositol N-acetylglucosaminyltransferase subunit H
Exons: 4
Coding region: 321-890 (189 amino acids)
Biological process (GO): GPI anchor biosynthetic process
Cellular component (GO): glycosylphosphatidylinositol-N-acetylglucosaminyltransferase (GPI-GnT) complex
Source: RefSeq, a predicted model, not a curated record